AUGGCUAUGGAAAACACCACACAGGUGACAGUGUUUGUAUUUUCUGGACUAACCGAUAUUGAUAAACUAAUCCCGUUCCUCUUCGUUUUUUUCUUGAUGGUGUACCUUGUGACCAUACUCGGAAACAUUGGUUUAGUUAUUCUGGUGCUUUUUGCCUCCAACCUCCACACGCCAAUGUAUUACUUCUUGAGUUGCCUCUGCGUGGUUGACCUCUUCUACUCUACAGCUAUCACUCCUAAAACGUUGUCUGACCUUACAUCCCUCAGGAAGACCAUAUCGUUUAAUGGUUGUGCCGUCCAAUUUUUCUUUUUUGCUGGCCUAGCAGGAACUGAGGUUCUCCUGCUCUCCACUAUGUCGUAUGACCGCUAUGUUGCUAUCUGCCACCCUCUUCACUAUGUUUCCAUCAUGACCAAAAGCAACUGUUUCUCUCUUGUAGGUCUUUCCUUCUCCAUGGGCUUCUUUCAGUCAGCUGUACAGACCAGCUGCUUGUUCAGUCUCCAGUACUGUGGCUCGAAUCUUAUAGAGCAUUUCUACUGUGACGUCCCUCCCAUACUCCAAUUGUCCUGUUCCAAAACACUUCUUUGCAACGUGUUAACCAUUCUCUCUGUUGGUUGUUAUUGUCUUUCUUCAUUCAUUACAAUCCUGGUUUCUUAUGUUUUAAUCUUUACCACCAUAUUACGUAUAAAAUCUUCUGAAGGAAGACAGAAAGCUUUCAGCACUUGCCUUUCCCAUUUCAUGUGUGCCAGAGUCUUUUUUGUUUCAUUUUUUAUUACUUAUUUGCGUUCACCUUCCAGUGCCUUGAACCAAAGAGACAAAGUGGCCUCUGUCUUUUAUUCGGUAAUGACCCCGAUGUUGAACCCUCUUAUCUACAGCUUGAGGAAUGAAGAGGUGAAAAAGGCCAUCAUUCAAGCAGUCCAUUUCUUAUCUAGUAAGAGCUCAAUGACUAUGGAAAACAACACACAGGUGACAGUGUUUGUAUUUUCUGGGCUAACCAAUAGUGAUAAAUUAAUCCCGUUCCUCUUCGCUUUUUUUUUGAUGGUGUACCUUGUGACCAUAAUCGGAAACAUUGGCAUAAUUAUUCUUGUCUUUGUUGCCUCCAACCUUCACACUCCAAUGUAUUACUUCUUGAGUAGCCUCUCAGCAGUUGACCUUAUCUACUCUACAUCUAUCACUCCUAAAUUGUUGUCUGACCUUUCAACCCUCAGGAAGACCAUAUCGUUUAAUGGUUGUGCCAUGCAAUUUUUGUUUUUUGCUGGCCUAGCAGGAACUGAGGUUAUCCUGCUCUCCAGUAUGUCGUAUGACCGCUACACUGCUAUCUGCCACCCUCUUCACUAUGUUUCCAUCAUGACCAAAAGCAAAUGUUUAUAUCUUGUCGGUUUCUCCUUUUUCAUGGGCUUCCUCCAGUCAGUUGUACAGACCAGCUGUUUAUUCAAUCUCCAUUACUGUGGUUCGAAUAUUAUAGACCAUUUCUACUGUGACGUCCCCCCCAUACUCCGGUUGUCUUGCUCCAAAACACUUCUUUGCAACAUGUUAACUAUUGUCAUUGUUGGUUGUUAUUGUUUUUAUUCACUGUCAACAAUCCUGGUCUCUUAUGUUUUUAUCUUUACCACCAUAUUACGUAUAAAAUCUUCUGAGGGACGAAAGAAAGCGUUCAGCACUUGCUCUUCUCAUUUCAUGUGCGCCUGCGUCUUCUUUGUUUCAGUUUUUAUUACUUAUUUGAACUCACCUUCCAGUGCCUGGGACAAUAAAAACAAAGUGGCCUCUGUCUUUUAUUCAGUAAUGACCCAAAUGUUGAACCCUCUAAUCUACAGCUUGAGGAACAAAGAGGUGAAAAAGGCCAUCAUGCAAGCAAAGCUUAAUAUUUUACAUGUUUUCCCACUUUAUCCAAAACUCAAAAAAUAAUGCCUUUUGUUGUACUUUAAUUGGCCAUUUGGCCCUUUUCUGUCAUCAGUCUUCUAUUUGAACUUUCUAUGUCAUCUAUGUAUCUAUGAAAAGUUUAGGGGUGGGCAUA
This is a messenger RNA of Rana temporaria (common frog), 2011 nucleotides long. Its product is annotated as olfactory receptor 5T2-like. Gene Ontology annotation, cellular component: membrane. The record is from RefSeq and is a predicted model, not a curated record. The coding region runs from base 1 to 1902 and encodes 633 amino acids. Lineage: Eukaryota; Metazoa; Chordata; Amphibia; Anura; Ranidae. The transcript is spliced from 2 exons. Gene Ontology annotation, biological process: sensory perception of smell; G protein-coupled receptor signaling pathway. Gene Ontology annotation, molecular function: G protein-coupled receptor activity; odorant binding; olfactory receptor activity.